CCGCGAGUACUUGUAUAGGAUGUGCAGUAUCGACUAAAUAGGAAUUAGUCAAUAUGACGAACGUUAAAAUCAAGUCUGUAGGCUUAGGUACCAUAUUUGUCAACAAUGUGAACAUAAAAUAUUUGGUACUGUUCAGUUUGUUUGUGAUGAACCUGGUGGACCAGCCGGCGCCGGAAGUGAGUCUGGCGCAGGGAGUGGUCGGCGGCAGAAUAAGCGCGGACGGCACCGUGCUGCAGUAUAUUGGAAUACCUUAUGCCACUGUUGAAAAGAGGUUUCAGGCUCCCGGCCCCCCUCCACGAUGGAGGGGUGUGUACAAGGCGGUCGACGACAUCUACAUGUGCCCACAAUCUCUAGGCUUUUUAGUCGUCGGGACCGAGGACUGCCUGAAGAUAAACGUAUACGUUCCAGCACACGCCAUGGGACCUUUGCCGGUGAUGUUUUGGAUACACGGCGGAGCCUUCAAGCUGGGCAGCGGAGGGAAUUUCCUUUAUGGACCAAAUUUCCUCGUUCAGAAGGACGUUAUUCUAGUAACGUUCAACUACAGACUCGGUGCGCUGGGAUUCACGUGUCUAAAGAUCAAGGAGGCCCCGGGAAACGCCGGCCUCAAGGACCAAGUAGCGGCUCUUAAAUGGGUCAAAAAUAAUAUCGCGGCUUUUGGCGGCGAUCCAAAUGCUAUAACCAUAUUUGGAGAAAGUGCCGGCGGUACUUCUGUAUCUUUACUACUAGCCAGCAAAGCGACUGAAGGUUUAUUCAGUAAAGCUAUAGUACAGAGCGGAACUUCGAUCGCCCCUUGGGGGACAAACAGGAACCCCGUUUGGAUAGAGAGUCUCUUAGCUAAAGCAUCGGGACAUAAUACAGAGGAUCCUCACGAAAUAUACAAAAUAUUCUCAGAGAUGAAUUACAAAGAUUUGACUUCGAUAAAAGCGACGAAGCCUCUGGAUAUAUUCUUUGAGACUCAAUUAUUUCAUAUGCCAUGCGUCGAGGAGGAUAUACCAGGGGCGGAACCGUUAAUCACCGAUUUGCCCUACAACCUUAUGACUAAAUACCCCAAAGAUAUACCCAUGAUGUUCGGGUUUAAUAGUAACGAAGGUAUAUUUCUGAUAGCCAUGGAAACGUCGAAGGAGCUAAUAGAAGAGAGGAAUGGCAGGUACUUAAUUGGGUCCGACUUAAAGUUUUCGUCACAUAGUGAAGCGAUGGCGGUCUCAGACAAAGUAAAACAAUUCUACUUUGGAGACGAUAGAAUUGGCUGGGACAAAGUUUUGAACAUGUCCGAACUGUACAAGCAUUUAUAUUUCGAAUUACCUAACAUAUUCGAGUCGCAGAUUUACAACGAAAGAAAUAAGUCAUCAGUUUACAAUUAUGUUUUCGAUUACUCUGGUAGAAGAAACUUUAUGAAAUUUCUCACCGGCUUCUGGAACCAGCCCGGGGCUUCCCACGCCGAUGAUUUGGCUUACUUAUUCAAUGGAUAUAUAUUACCAUUUCGAAUCAACAGCGAAGACGCCAAAAUAAUCGACUACAUGACUACAAUGUGGACCAAUUUUGCUAAAUAUGGCAAUCCGACUCCAGGUGACCUGCCGGUGCGGUGGGCGCCGAGCACCAGAGACAAGCUGACGUUCCUGUACAUAGACCAGGAGCUGCGGACCGCCGACAUGCCUAGUCCGAGCGCCUACCGCCUGUGGAGAGACAUCUAUCACCAGUACAGAGACACUAACGUUACUUAGCACCUGUGACCUAAUUUUUUAUCUAGAUUGGUACUGUAAGGGGACACAAUAUACUGGAUGCUGGACAAUGAAUAAGAAUAGGAAUAAGUUUAUUUUGACAAUCACACAACACAAUGUAUCAUUACUACAAAAAUACA
This is a messenger RNA of Aricia agestis (brown argus), 1858 nucleotides long. Its product is annotated as esterase FE4-like. The transcript has 3 exons. The record is from RefSeq and is a predicted model, not a curated record. Lineage: Eukaryota; Metazoa; Arthropoda; Insecta; Lepidoptera; Lycaenidae. Bases 54 to 1721 code for a protein of 555 amino acids.